Molecule: messenger RNA, 2089 nt
Organism: Loxodonta africana (African savanna elephant)
Lineage: Eukaryota; Metazoa; Chordata; Mammalia; Proboscidea; Elephantidae
Gene: SCHIP1
Product: schwannomin interacting protein 1
Exons: 8
Coding region: 137-1510 (457 amino acids)
Biological process (GO): positive regulation of hippo signaling
Cellular component (GO): plasma membrane; cell junction
Source: RefSeq, a predicted model, not a curated record
GGGGUGCAGGGGCGCGCGCGGCGCCAAAUGGUUAAAACAAAGUCCGCGCGCGCGCCGGGGUCCCUCGUCGGAAAAGUGUGCGCGCUGGGGGCUGGGCACCCCCUUUGCCAAUUUGCGGGAUUACCGAGAGGAUGGGAUGGAUCUAGGCAGUGACGCCGGCAGCAGCCGCAGCAGCAGCCGCGCCAGUUCGCAGUCCAACUCCACCAAAGUCACCCCUUGCUCCGAGUGCAAAUCCUCGUCGUCGCCGGGGGGCAGCUUGGACUUGGUGUCUGCCCUGGAGGACUAUGAGGAGCCCUUUCCGGUCUACCAGAAGAAGGUGAUUGAUGAGUGGGCGCCGGAGGAAGACGGGGAGGAGGAGGAAGAGGAGGACGAGCGAGGGUGCCGGGAUGACCGCUGUCCGGCCCGAGAGCGGGGGGACGUGAGUGCCCGGACCGGCAGCGGCGGCGGCGGGGGCAGGAGCGCCACCACCGCCAUGCCGCCCCCCAUGCCUAACGGUAACCUCCACCCGCACGACCCCCAGGACCUCAGACACAAUGGCAACGUGGUGGUGGCCGGCCGGCCGAACGGCCCCCGGGGCCCCCGCCGGUCGCUCCAGAAGCUCCAGCCGCCGGGAGGCCGGCGCGGUGGCCGGGGCCCCACGGCGCGGGCCCUAGGCCUCCAACCCCCGGACGGCGGGACGUGCGUCCCGGAGGAGCCCCCGGCUCCCCCCAUGGACUGGGAGGCGCUGGAGAAGCAUCUGGCGGGGCUGCAGUUCCGGGAGCAGGAGGCGCGGAACCAGGGCCAGGCCAGGACCAACUCCACCUCCGCACAGAAAAAUGAGAGAGAAUCUAUCAGACAGAAGUUGGCACUUGGAAGCUUCUUUGAUGAUGGCCCAGGAAUUUACACGAGCUGUAGCAAAAGUGGAAAGCCAAGCCUGUCGUCUCGCCUACAGAGCGGAAUGAACCUGCAGAUCUGCUUUGUCAACGACAGCAGUAGUGACAAGGACAGUGAUGCUGACGACAGUAAGACGGAGACGAGCCUGGACACGCCCUUGUCGCCCAUGAGCAAACAGAGUUCUUCCUAUUCCGAUAGAGACACGACCGAAGAGGAAUCCGAGUCCCUGGAUGACAUGGAUUUCCUCACGAGGCAAAAGAAGCUGCAAGCCGAAGCCAAAAUGGCACUGGCCAUGGCCAAACCAAUGGCCAAAAUGCAAGUGGAAGUGGAGAAACAGAACAGGAAGAAGUCUCCCGUCGCUGACCUGCUGCCACACAUGCCUCAUAUAAGUGAAUGCUUGAUGAAGAGGAGUUUAAAGCCCACAGACCUGAGGGACAUGACCAUUGGACAGCUCCAGGUGAUAGUCAAUGACCUCCAUUCCCAGAUAGAAAGCUUGAAUGAAGAGUUGGUCCAGCUGCUUCUCAUCCGAGAUGAACUGCACACAGAGCAGGACGCCAUGCUGGUGGACAUCGAAGACUUGACCAGACAUGCUGAAAGUCAGCAGAAGCACAUGGCAGAGAAAAUGCCUGCAAAGUGAAAAGAAGCCAUCCAACCAGAGGAUAAGCUAAAAUUUAUUUUGCUUCUGUGGUUGUAAAAAUGUUGCUAAAGGUGGUGCAGGACAAACAUCAGUGUUAGUCAUUGAUAACGUCUGAAGCUUACUGUCCAGUGAUUGGCCUCUGCUUCUUAAUUUAUUUUGAUUUUUUACUUGUGCCACUAAAUACCAGGCAUUUUAAUAAAAAUAUUGUUACAAAAAUGUACAGUGCUUACACCAUCACCAAUCAUGGUUAAUCAGAAAGGGUAGUUUUAAGCGCAUUUUUAUUUGUUUAGAGACUUCCAGUUGGAGCAGUGUUAUUGCUGACUGCUUUCACUCUUCACUGUAGUUUUGAAGAAGACCCGUGAAUGAUGGUGCUAUCCAAGUCAGAAAUACAUGCCUGCCUCGUAGUGACGUCGUAGCGCUCCGUAAUAUGUAUAUUUUAAUCAGUUUUCAACAUUUUGUGAAUGUUGACUACCUGAAGUUCAUUUCUAGAUGUGCUAUUAACAUUCUGUUGGAUUCAGAGGGUUUCUUGAAAGUUUUAUGUAUAAAUAUGUAAAAUAAAAAUUAAGAAUUUGUUUCAUA